GGGAGCUGAGGGCGGCCGGAGCGGCGCUGUGUGUCCCGGGCUGUGCUGGCGGUGUGGCAGAGGGGACAUGGCCGCCUUCUCCUGUCAGGCACCGGGUUAUCGCGCUAGGGUCUGCCGUCAGGGACGGGGCUUGGGGUGGAGAAGCGGAUGGGGCUUGGAGCAACCUGCUCUAGUGGAAAGUGUCCCUGCCCGUGGCCGGGCGUUGGAACUGGAUGAGCUUUAAGCUCCCUUCAACACAAACCAGUCUGAGAUUCUAUGAAAAAUACAACUUGUGAUUGUGAAAUACAACUCUCCCUUAUUUGCUAGUGUGAGGGAGCCAAAUCGAAGCAGCGGACCUUAGCGCGAAGGGCUUCGUGGCUUCUCCGGGGGAGAGCGGACAUCAGGUCUACCCUGAGCGGCGGCGGUGGAACGCUGCCCCGCGUUUGAAGCGCUGGAACAAAAUCCGCUUUAAAUUCACGCUAUAGCUAACGGGGGGAAAGCCGGCAGGGCCUGAGGGUCUGCGGUGCGGGGGGUGAACGGCAGCGGCUCCGGGAGCGAGGAGGAGGAGAAGAGAGGAGGAGGAGGCGGGCUCGGGGCCGCCCAUCCCCGCCCAUCCCCGCAGCGGCGGGGCUCCGGCCGCUGGCGGCACGUUUCCCGCUGCCGGGAGGCGAGUCCGGUGCCGUUUCGGCGAACGCUGGAGCCGAUGGCUACAGGCCACCUCUCUAUAAAGAGGUGUAAACUUGAAGAACUCGGGCUUUUCCAGUUAAACCCUUCACUUGUAUCGGCAGCGCAGCAAACAUGCCUGAACAAAGCAACGAUUACAGGGUGGUUGUGUUUGGAGCAGCAGGGGUUGGCAAAAGCUCCCUGGUCCUUCGCUUUGUAAGGGGAACUUUCAGGGAAAUCUAUAUCCCCACGAUUGAGGACACGUACCGGCAGGUCAUCAGCUGCGACAAGAGCAUCUGCACCCUUCAGAUCACAGACACCACGGGAAGCCAUCAGUUCCCUGCCAUGCAGAGGCUGUCUAUAUCCAAAGGGCAUGCUUUCAUCUUGGUGUACUCCGUCACCAGCAGGCAGUCCAUGGAAGAUCUCCAGCCCAUCUUUGAACAGAUCUGUCAGAUUAAAGGGGACAUCCAAAAAAUCCCCAUAAUGCUGGUGGGGAACAAAAGCGAUGAGACCCAGAGGGAGCUGGAUGCUAGCGAGGGGCAAGCGCUGGCCAGCAAGUGGAAGUGCUCCUUUAUGGAGACAUCAGCCAAAAUGAACUACAACGUGCAGGAGCUCUUCCAGGAGCUCUUGAAUCUGGAGAAGAGGAGAACUAUCAGUCUCCAGGUGGAUGGAAAGAAGUCCAAGCAGCAGAAAAAGAAAGAUAAACUGCAAGGCAAGUGCUCUGUUAUGUGACUGACUUUGGCUGAACGAAGCUGGAGCACGGACUCCCACAGAAAAUGCGUUUCUGCUGGAGGUUUCAGACAAAUCCAUGCCUUACGGGGCUAUUGCUUUUCUCUCAAAUCUCCACUGGAUCAUUUUAUGUGUUGGUUUUAAAGGGGAUGGCUUUCUGCAUGUUUAUUUUUUUAAAACAAUAAAUGUUCAGUGCUAGCAAUUACAUGUGACUGGACGUUUGUAAUGCAAGAAGUGUAUAGAAGAAUGUCAGCCAGAAACAAACAUCUCUGUUCCUGUGAGUACGUGCUAGGUUUUAAGUGUUUCAGCCUGUUAGCUCAAAAGAAAUCAUAUCUAUAAUGUGUAUACUUCAGAAAUUGCUUUCAGGAAUCCAUUGAUCAGAGCAAAUCUUUAGCAAAGCCAAGCAUUUGUGCUGCGAAUGAGUGUAUAUGUGGCUCCAGAUGCUUGUAUUUUUGGCAGACAGAUUGGCUUGCCUACCAAAGACUCAGUUUUCCAUGUAAGAAGUUCAGAUUUCCUGUGUGCUGUGUGAUUCCUGAGCCUGCUGCAGUUCCAUGGGUGGUUACAGCUAUACUUGCAUGUGAUCAGGCUGUUUGCUUUCUCACCCCCCUUGCUCUGACCUCUCUGUUCACUGAGGCAGGGGCUUCCAUGUGCUCUGGCUCCAAAUCCAGGGGUGAUUCUUCGCAUCCUAAGCAAGAGCCGCCUCCUUCAUGAAGGCAACUGGGUUGUUGUGAGUAGCAGUUGAUGUAGUAGCUGGUUAUAGUGGCAAUUCACCUUUCUCAGCUGACAGUCUGUUUUUGCAGGUGGCUGAAGCUACUUUUGCAGUCUUCCUGGAGUUCUCUUGGAUAUUAUUUCCCUCUCUCUUCUCUUAUUUAAUCCAAGCUAUCCAAGUUUUAGUUCAGACUUAGGACUGGUUCAGGUAAUGCUGCUUUGGGAAGAAACAUCUACACCUGGAGGCUGCAUUUAAAGCAAACUCCUCUCAGAUGGAAACUUUCAGCAGACACUUCCCACAAAUAAAUGGUCUGGAGACACGGGCUUAGUCUCUCUCUUGUCUCCCUCCUCCUACUUUUCUUUGUUUUGGCUGUUCUAAACAAGAGACAAGCAUGAUGAGCCUCAUCUGCAGUGCAUGGUUGAGAAAGAUUUCAAGUGCAAGUACUUGCUAUGAGCCUGUGCUGGAGAUCUCCUACUUUGUGUGUGUAUUGCUCCGCGCAGCAGGCUGUAAGGACCUCACUACUGCACUGUAGAUUUGAUUUUUACACAGCAACGUAGUCUUGAUGCAAGACACACGGAAGAGAGGAAUUGCUUCUUUUUAUAGCACUUUUGUAGUGAAAUGAUUUUAUUGUUGAGCAAAAUAUGGAGCAGGAGAUGCUGGAAAGUACAUACCCUUUCUUAGUUUGAAAGCAUUAGUGCCUAGUAAUAACUAAGUGCUGGGUUUGUGUGUAAGAUGCUUGAGAAGGGUCUUGUCUCUCAGCCAUCAUUUGCUCGUGUGUUGCAGACUAACACACAAAGCCAUGAAGCUUGUCUCCAUGUUGAUAUCUCACAUAUUUGAACAACUCUUAGAAUCCAUGCUGGCUCCUCAUGCCCCAUUGUCUCCUCCUGUCUGUCCUCCUCGUGUCUGUCCACGAGUGGUUUUUCAUCUCCUUGGGCUGUUCCUACCCAACCAUGAGGGCCCAGUUGGCUCUGUGUGUGCCAGAGGAGUUUGCCCCAGGUACAGCUCUCAUGCUGUUUGAUUCCACAGGGCAUCUCCCUCUUCGUGAUUUCAGAAACUCAAGUUCUGCAUAAGUGUUUGGUGCUGACUGAGAUGUUACUCACCAAAGCAACAGUGCCCAUUUGCCACGCUGAUACAAAGGCUUUACACCUGAUUGUACUGGAGAUGAUAUCCCACAAGCUUCCCGUGCUGGACCUGUGGUGGUUACUGGUGCAGCCCUCUGUGCCACUGCUGCGUGUAGCCUUCCCUUCUGCUGUGGUCAGGGGUGAGUUGAGCUGAAGGGCAGCUGCAGAAGCAUCCAUAAGGGCUUUGCUUGAAAAGAACUCUUGCUUUUUGCUCUCUAACUUUGUGCAUGGAUCUUGAUCUCUUUGUUCUUUCACAUCCAAACACGCAAUGCUUCUCUACAGGUUGUUUUUAGCAUCUGGCAAUUGUUAUUGCAAAGACUAUUUCAGUUCCAUUCCAGUCUUUGAAACCCCAAUAAGACAUUUUAUAUUUAAGCCUUUUUAAAAUGUCAUGAGACCUACUAACGUCUCUACAACUCCCACUGCCUUCACAGAGCUGCCUGUGCAAAGGCAGGGCAGCCUGUAUCUGUAAUUAUUCACACAGACGAGGUGUUCUGUAACAUCUCAUCAUCACUGCGGUGUUUUCCCUGGAUGUGAUGUGGAGAUCACUGAGGAUUGGGGCUUGGCAGAGUGCAGGGAACAACUACUACAGACAAAACUUAACCUGCCAGAGGAGAGACUGAGAUGAGCUCUGAGGCAGAAGCUCUUCCCUGUGAGGGUGCUGAGGCGCUGGCACAGGGUGCCCAGAGAAGCUGUGGCUGCCCCAUCCCUGGCAGUGUUCAAGGCCAGGUUGGACACAGGGGCUUGGAGCAACCUGCUCUAGUGGAAGGUGUCCCUGCCCAUGGAACUGGAUGAGCUUUAACGUCUCUUCCAACCUAAACCAGGCUGGGAUUCCAUGAAAAUGGGCUCAGUCCUGCCUGUGCCCCAGAGAAUCCCGGGCAGAUUCCCCAGGCUGCCUGUGGUGCCUGUGAGAGGGGGUCCCACAGGCUCACUUGGGCGAUGGGGGUGUUGGGCUGGAGAUGCUGGGGGGCUCCUGGUGGUGCAGGAUGGUGGUGGUCCCAGCCUGGGAGCACACGAUGCCUGGGGUGGCUGCCUUUCAUGCCGUGUAAAUAACCUGUAUUUGGGGUGUGCUACAUCACUUGUAUUGUAAAUUACAUCUGUAGUAAGAAAUAAAUUGUCUAAUUUGUUUC
Molecule: messenger RNA, 4328 nt
Organism: Strigops habroptila (Kakapo)
Lineage: Eukaryota; Metazoa; Chordata; Aves; Psittaciformes; Psittacidae
Gene: DIRAS3
Product: DIRAS family GTPase 3
Exons: 2
Coding region: 778-1374 (198 amino acids)
Biological process (GO): signal transduction
Cellular component (GO): plasma membrane
Molecular function (GO): GTPase activity; GDP binding; GTP binding
Source: RefSeq, a predicted model, not a curated record